CCCUACGUAGGGGGGGCGAUCUCUCUGGCUGGCUGGGUGUAGAAUAUGGCCGACGAAAUGCUGGACAUCAUCUGGGAGCUGGAGGAGGGGCCAGAUCCCCAGCUAGAAUCCUGCAUCGAUUGGACGAGGGCACAUGGCAUGAUGUCUACCUGUUAUGCCCUCUUCGUUGAGGGCCGUAACCUGCACUAUAAGCUACAGGAGCGGUUGAUGGGCGAUGACGACAUGGAGGAUGAGAACUGGCAAAAGAAUGGAGCGCAGGAAGACAAGGGUAACUCUGGUGUCGACACCGACAACAACAACAACAACAAUAUUAACAACAACAACGACUACAACAACAACAAUGACAACGACAACAACAACGGGCUUAGCGAUAACAACAAUGACAACAACAACAUCAGCAACAACAACGACUUCAACAACAACAACAACGGUCACAGCGACAACGAUGUCAGCAUCAACAACAACAACAACAACGUCAACAAUUACAUCAACAACAACAAGGACUACAACGGCAGCGAUGACCACGGCAGCAGCGAUGCGGUGGGAAUUGGGGCAGAUAACAACAACAUCGACGAUGGGUAUAAUAACAACAACAACUGCUAUGAUGGUGGCAGUGGUGACGGCGGUGGCAGCGAUGAUGGCGAUAGAGAUGUGAGGAUUGGGGAUGAUAAUAGUGAUGGGGAUGACAACAACAACAGAGAUGGGGAUGAUAACAACAACAACUACGAGGAUGGCGGCAACGACGACGGCGGUGGAAGCGGCGACGACGGCGGCAGCAACGACCACGGGAGCAGCAGGGCAGAGAGCAUCAGCAUGACGGGAAAGAAGCCCCUUGCUGACGUGGUGGGGAGUGGAGUAGACACGGAUAAGAGGGUUAUAUGCGGAGUGAUGUGCCUGGCGAGAUGGGGCUUGGGGCUGAAGGAUCAAUCUGCCGCUCCCCCCCCCCCUUCUAUCUGCUGUUUCUACAUGGUGACUCGUUCUUCUCUGUCGGUCAUCGGGUGGGAGUAGGAUAGAUGCCCACCUCCCCUUUUUUUGAUUAGAGCUGACCGACCCUCAAACUCUAACCAUGAAGGGAUGUUGAUCGCCCCCAAGGGGAUGUUGGGUGCUUAGUGUCUUGAGUUUUGCUUUGUUUCCCCUCCUGGGGUGAUCGAUGCCGAUGGUUUUAUAGAAAGGAUAAUACUUCAUGGGCACGAGGUCAAUCCUUCCCUGUCGACGGGAAGUAACCAAUGCCUCUGCUCAUCUUGGAAAUAUUCGGACAGAUAAAAUCAUUGAUGAAGU
Chara braunii is the source of this 1278-nucleotide messenger RNA. The record is from the annotation of a GenBank genome assembly. Lineage: Eukaryota; Viridiplantae; Streptophyta; Charophyceae; Charales; Characeae.